CGUGGCAGUUAUCUCCGGGAAGGCAGACAAGAGAAGGCUGCUCCCGACAUCCUAUGCCCUGCUGUUCCCCAUUUCCCCUUAUCCUGAAGGUCACCCGUGGUCCUUCUCACCCAAUCCCAGAGCCCCGCCCCUCCUCUGAGGGUUCCGCACCCCUAUUCUGAGAUCCCAGGGCCACUGCGACCCGGGCCCCCUUCUGACUCCCUCGUGAUCCGUGUAUUUUAGUUAUCGAAACAAUUUUAUUUGGAUCUAAAUCCGGUUCAACUUCUAAUUCCAAGAUUCUGCGGUUCUGAGUCUCGGACUUCGUCAUCCUGGUCUGCAUGACUUUCUGAGAUCCUUAGUUUGGAGGAGUCCUGACUCCGGCUCCGCCAAGCCCGUGCCGGGUGGUCUGCGACCCGGCGUGCAUGACCAAGCCCUACGAGUGCUCGGCCUGCCUUCAGGUCCUCCUGAGGGAACGCACGUCGGGGACCUGCCCACAAACCCAGUGUUGUGAAGAUUGCUCCAGGAAAAAGGAAGGAUGCCGCUUUUCUUCCGGAAGCGGAAACCCAGUGAGGAGGCUCGGAAACGCCUGGAGUACCAGAUGUGUCUGGCAAAAGAAGCUGGCGCAGAUGACAUUCUUGACAUUUCUAAAUAUUCCAUUUGGGGUUUUUGCAACAUGUAAAGUUCUCCAGAAGAAGGUGUUGAUUGUCCACACAAAUCACCUCACUUCCCUGCUUCCUAAAUCCUGCAGCCUCCUGAGUCUCGCAACCAUCAAGGUUCUGGAUCUUCACGAUAAUCAGCUGACAGCCCUUCCUGACGAUAUAGGACAGCUGACGUCCCUCCAGGUAUUGAACGUGGAAAAGAAUCAACUGACGUAUCUCCCGCGUUCCAUUGGGAACCUGAUUCAGCUCCAGACCCUCAAUGUGAAAGACAACAAGCUGAAGGAGCUUCCAGACACCUUGGGGGAACUUCGAAGCUUACGUACUCUCGACAUCACUGAAAAUGAGAUUCAGAGAUUGCCACAGGUGCUGGCCCAUGUUCGAACCCUGGAGACUCUGAACCUCGACGCCUCGUCCAUGGUUUACCCCCCGCGGGAGGUGUGCAGUGCCGGCGCCGGGGCCGUCCAGCAGUUCCUCUGCAAAGAGUCAGGGCUGGAAUAUUACCCCCCUUCUCAGUACCUGCUGCCAGUCCUGGAGCAAGAUGGAGCUGAGAACUCCCAGGACAGCCCCAAUGGGCCCAUGGACAGGUUCUCUAGGGCGGAGGUAGAGUGGCAGAAUAGGUUCUCAGACUACGAGAAGAGGAAGGGCCUGUGCCACCCAUCACCAGGAUCUACAUUCUUGCAGGAACAGAAGAUGCUGGAGAAACUGGAGUUUGAACGGCGCCUGGAACUCGGGCAGCGAGAGCAUGCCCAGCUCCUUCAGCAGAGCAGCAGUCAGAAGGAUGAGAUCCUCCAGACAGUCAAGGAGGAGCAGUCCCGGCUGGAGCAGGGCCUCAGUGAGCGCCAGCGCUACCUCGACGCAGAGCGUCAGCAGCUGCAGGAGCAGCUGAAGCAGACGGAGCAGAACAUCUCCAACCGGAUCCAGAAGCUCCUGCAGGAGAAUCAGAGGCAAAAGAAAAGUUCCGAGAUUUUGAAGUCACUGGAAAAUGAAAGAAUAAGAAUGGAACAGUUGAUGUCCAUAACGCAGGAGGAGACAGAGAACCUGCGCCGACGUGAGAUUGCCUCCGCCAUGCAACAGAUGCUGACCGAGAGCUGUAAGAACCAGCUCAUCCAGGUGGCCUACGAGUCUCAGAGGCAGAACUUGGUCCAGCAGGCUUGUUCCAGCAUGGCCGAAAUGGAUGAGCGGUUCCAACAGAUUCUGUCGUGGCAGCAGAUGGAUCAGAACAAAGCCAUCAGCCAGAUCCUGCAGGAGAGUGCCAUGCAGAGGGCCGCGUUCGAGGCUCUCCAGGCGAAGAAAGACCUGAUGCUGCGGCAGAUCAGGAACCAGAUUAAGUUAAUAGAAACUGAGUUAUUGCAGCUGACACAGCUGGAGUUAAAGAGGAAAUCCCUGGACACAGAGGCACUCCAGGAGAUGAUCUCGGAGCAGCGCUGGGCCCUCAGCAACCUGCUCCAGCAGCUGCUCAAAGAGAAGACGCAGCGAGAGGAGGAGCUCCGGGAAAUCCUGAUGGAGUUAGAAGCCAAAAGCGAAGCUAAGCAGGAAAAUUACUGGCUGAUUCAGUAUCAACGGCUUUUGAACCAGAAACCCUUGUCCCUGAAGCUGCAGGAAGAAGGCAUGGAGCGCCAGCUGGCGGCCCUCCUGGUGGAGCUGUCGGCCGAGCACUACCUGCCCAUCUUUGCCCACCACCGCAUCUCGCUGGACAUGCUGAGCCGGAUGAGCCCUGGGGACCUGGCCAAGGUGGGCGUCUCAGAGGCUGGCCUGCAGCACGAGAUCCUGCGGAGGGUCCAGGAGUUGCUGGACGCAGCCAGGAUCCACCCAGAGCUGCUGAAGCCACCCCAGGGUGAGGUCCUUGGGACCGUGGAGCCCACUGCUCCUGAGGAGCUUCCUGAGCCAGUGAGGCCCUCGGCUCCGCCCACAGAGCUGGAGGUGCAGACCUCCGAAUGUGUUGUGUGCCUGGAACGGGAGGCCCAGAUGAUCUUCCUCAGCUGCGGCCACGUCUGCUGCUGCCAGCAGUGCUGCCAGCCGCUGCGCACCUGCCCACUGUGCCGCCAGGAGAUCGCCCAGCGCCUCCGCAUCUACCACAGCAGCUGAGCGCCGGCUGCCAGCCCAGGCCCAGCCCCACCUCCACCACCUCUGCCCAGGGCUCCAGCUCACCCCCUGCUCUAGCCAGACUAGUACGACACCCCUCCGUCCUGGCCGCUUUCCCCACAGCCUGGGAGGGCGUCUCCCACCCCAAUCUCCAAGCACGCCUGGGCCAGGCAGGGCGGGCAGCGCCCUGACCAAUGACGUAACUGGUCUGCAUCCUGUGGAGAAAGAGAGAGGACCCCUCAUGGCACGAGGACAGGUUCUGGGGUCUGGAGAGGCAGCUGUGCCACAUCUGGGCACAGAACUGAGUGUCCUGACCAGUGUGGCUCUGCCCUCCAAGAGCCUCCAUGUCCUCAUCAGGGGAGCAACUCGGCUGGUGGUGGGAGUGCAGGAGGGCGCUGGCAAGGGGAGGGGAGGCUAUGGGUUGAGUUGGCGUGCGGUAUGGCCAUAGGUCACCACGGGCUGUCCUGGGAUUCACCAGCUAGAUGUAUUCAGCGCAGGCCUUGUACCACAAGCGACACCACCCCUGCCUGCCUCCCCCUCUCCUCCCCAGCGCUCUGGGCCCCUCUGCUCUCCAGAUCUACACCUCCUCACCCCACACAGCUCACAGGCAGGCAAUGAGCUUUGCAGACCCAAAGCAGAACAUCAAUAAAUCCACCCCUAGCCUGCUCCCUUCGAGUCAUCACUGGGUCUUGACUCCCAAGCCCAUGCGGUUGUGCAGGUUGUUCAUUGCACAGUUCUACAAGGAGCCACGUGCCGUGUGCUUGCUGUAGAGUUGCAAGUUUAUUGUGCAUUUUCUGGCUGACAGUUUUGAGCCAAGGGCAGCUUUUCCUCUGGGCCAGAGGCAGGCCUGCUUGGGGCGCCAGGGCUCUGCCUCCAGCCGACUCUGACUGAGGCCAGCCUUCCAGACUCUAUCUCCCCACCUGUUCAAGAUGGGACAUGAUGGGGCCCUGAUGUGGGCCAGUGGCACUGAGCACUGAGUGCUCACUCCAGGGGCAGUGCCCUGAGGCGGCUGGAUGCAGGGGAUAGGCACUGAGUUGGCAGAAAGAGCCCUGUCUCCCCUGGGCUUCAAUUUCCCUACCUCAUUCGGACCUUCAGUCCUCUAGGCUGAAACGGGGCGGGGGGAAGAUCCUUGUGGUGUGAGUCCUGCUUUCCAGGCAGGAGCUGGGACCUCUUCCCAGAAUGUCUUCCCCCUGGGAGCCUCUGAUGGUCCUCCUCCCCACAUACCCUCCUGGGCUCCACUUGGCCGAGAGGGGAGACUGAGGCCUGAGAUGGGCAGAGCCACUUUGCAGAGCACGACAUUGUGUAGAUCUCCUUGAAUCCUCACCAGGCCCUGGGAGAAGGGGCUAUUAUGAUCUCUUUAUCAGAUGAGGAGCCUGAGGCUGGGUUUAGUGACUUGCCAAGGACAAGAGGGAGAGCCCCACAGGCCCUGCUGUUUUCUCACCUGAGUCUUUGUUGACAAGCCCUCGGCCACUGGCCACCAUGUACAGGCUGGCACCAGGGAAGCCAGUGUCCCCCAAGGUGAUUGGCUGCUAUUAACACCCAGGAGGGACAUCUUUUUACCCAUGGAUGGGGCAACCCAUCCCUACCAGCUGUCGGGGGUGGGGGGGCUGUCCCCAUGCCCCAUAACCGCAGCCAAGGUUGCCCACCUUCCUGGGCCUCAGUGUACACGUUGGUGAGAUGGUAGUGAGGAUGGUCCCCACCUCCUGGAGCCGCCGUGAGGCUCCUGGGCCUGCAUGGGAAGUGCACGGCCCACGGCAGGUGCUCAGGAAGUGCUAGCUGUGUGAUCAGGAGUCGAUGCUGGCCUCACUGUUUGGAUCCAGCAAGAGCCCAGGGCCCGCCCUGCUGCAGAUGCCCCAGGGCCAA
This is a messenger RNA of Diceros bicornis minor, 4583 nucleotides long. RefSeq names its product leucine rich repeat and sterile alpha motif containing 1 (gene LRSAM1). Lineage: Eukaryota; Metazoa; Chordata; Mammalia; Perissodactyla; Rhinocerotidae. The record is from RefSeq and is a predicted model, not a curated record. Bases 402 to 2723 code for a protein of 773 amino acids. The transcript is spliced from 25 exons. Gene Ontology annotation, molecular function: protein binding; ubiquitin-protein transferase activity. Gene Ontology annotation, biological process: protein ubiquitination.